Messenger RNA from Alternaria rosae, 1464 nucleotides. RefSeq lists its product as uncharacterized. Bases 1 to 1464 code for a protein of 487 amino acids. The record is from RefSeq and is a predicted model, not a curated record. The transcript is spliced from 3 exons. Gene Ontology annotation, biological process: mitochondrial respiratory chain complex III assembly; protein insertion into mitochondrial inner membrane from matrix. Gene Ontology annotation, molecular function: ATP binding; ATP hydrolysis activity. Gene Ontology annotation, cellular component: mitochondrial inner membrane. Lineage: Eukaryota; Fungi; Ascomycota; Dothideomycetes; Pleosporales; Pleosporaceae.
AUGGACUUCUCUCGGCUCCAGGCCAUCGUGUCUGAGUUAAACUCUACUAGCAGCAACAUAACUAGCGGCAGCAUCCCAUCGACCGUUCUAGAGUUGUUUAUUCCAGGCUACAGUACUAUUGCACACUUGACAUUCCGCUAUCUCAAAUUCGACAUGGGAGUCCUCGUCACAAGCUGGCUAGCCCUCUUCGGGCUGUACCACGGAGGCGUCUUUACCUAUGGCCGACUACGCGAAUGGUUCCACAUAUAUUACACGUCAUCCAUCGCAAUCGAUGAAUCCGACGUAUUGUUCGACCAUGUCAUGAGCUGGAUAGCGGUGCAGCGCAUGACGACGUCUAGUAGACAUCUGACUGCAGCUACACACUGGAUCAGUGAAGUCGACGACGUAGAUGGUGACGACAAUGUGUUGGAUGAACAUGGAAUUUUCAACUACGAGAAGUGGUCGGAGAGAUGGUUCCGUUUCGCGCGGGUGAAGAAGAAGGAUAAUGGAAAGGUCAGCGAUUACGAUGAGGUGAUUGUGAUCACCUGCGUGGGUAGGAACGCGGUGCCAAUCAAGGAUCUCCUCGUGUUCGUCAAGAGGUGGAGCCUUAACAAAGCUAGUACAACUGCGACAAUCUAUCAAGCGCCUGCGCAGAAGCAGGGCGGCGAGCGACCUACAGCAGAAAGGCAGAAUCCUUGGAGAUAUCAACGAGUAUCUCAACCCUGCUUCGCGCCUCCAGUUGUGGCCACGGAGGAUGCUACGUCCAGUACCAAGGCACCCAAAACCGAAACACAGGAACCCCCCAAAAGUGUCGUAUCGAUGGGGUUCAAUAUUCUCGCGUGGCCUUUCAAGCUUAUGGUGCUUGACUUAGGCUAUGUUCGCAAGCGUGCGACGCACGAGGAACCAGCGAAAGAGUGUACUGUUCCAGAGUCUCCCAAAGAGCCUGCGCAGGGGGGAGGCAAAGAACAAUCAUCUAAAUCGAAGGCGACCUCAAAAGAAGCCUCAGGGGGAGCACAAGGGACGAUCAGUCUGAGCGGACUCCUCAACGUCAUCGAUGGUGCCGCUUCUCACGAAGGUCACGUGCUCAUCAUGACCACCAACACCCCAGAGAAGCUGGACGACGCCUUGACACGACCAGGUCGCGUCGACAUGCAGAUGGGUUUCACGCUCGCCACACGCAACCAGAUUUGCGAUACGUACAUGCGCAUGUUCAGCAACGAUAACCCCACACCCGAUGCUACUCUGGCACCCAAUGUCACAACGAACAGCCAUAUACCUACACAGGGAGCAAAGAAAGAUGAGCUCUGCGGCAUUCUCCUUCCCAAGCAGUCUAUCGCGGCCGUAGUCGAACCGGGUAAGCUAGCGGAGAUGGCACAGCAGUUUGCUGAUGCAUUACCGGAGAAGGUCUUCUCGCCGGCGGAGGUCCAGGGCUAUCUGCUGAUGCAAAAGAUGGAUCCAGGCAAGGCGAUUAGAAGAAGUGGGUAA